AUGAAACCUGCGAAACUCCAAAGACAUCUUAAAACUAAUCAUACUGACUGCUCGGAGAAACCAUUGAAAUAUUUUAUGCGCAAGAAACAUUCACCUGAUAAUCAGAAGUCUUGCAUACUGCAAGCAACUAAAGUCAAUGAGAAGGCUUUAAGAGCAUCAUUUUUAGUGGCUAUCCGAGUUGCACAGGCCAAAAAGCCUCACACAAUUGCAGAAACUCUGAUAAUGCCUGCUGCUAUAGAUAUGUGUCGAGAGAUGUUUGGUAAAGCCUUGGCAAGUAAACUGAAAACAAUUCCAAUUUCAAACGACACAAUUCAACGACGUAUAACUUUGGCGGCAGCUGACGUUGAAGAACAGUUGAUUUCAAGGCUGCAAGAUUGUAAACAAUUUGCUAUUCAAUUGGACGAAUCAACGGAUGUUUCCGGCCAGGCACAAUUAAUAGCUUAUGUCAGAUAUAUCUGGAUGGAUGAAGUUGAAGAAGAUUUUUUAUUUUGUAAAGUUUGUCCGGGUCACACAACAAGUGCAGAACUUUUUGCUAUCCUUGAUAAUUUUAUGGCAGCCAAUAGCAUCGAAUGGUCCUGGUGUAUCAGAGUGUGCACGGAUGGUGCUGCAGCAAUGACUGGAAAACGAACAGGCUUGUGGGAACUUGUGCGUUCUAAUGUGCCAACUGCCACAUUUACGCACUGUAUGAUUCAUCGGGAAAGUCUUGCGAGUAAAAGAAUGAACGCGAACUUGAAAUCUAUUUUUGAUCAGGCCAUAAAAAUUGUUAAUUACAUCAAGGCUCAUCCACUGAAUUCUCGUCUCUUUGCUUCAUUAUGUUCGAAUAUGGAUUUUGAUCAUGAACAGUUACUGAUGCACACUGAAGUUCGCUGGUUAUCAAGGGGAAAAGUGUUUAACAGACUGUUUGAAUUACGUGAUGUGGUGAGAGAGUUUCUUGGAGGAAAAAAUUCACAGCUUGUUGUUCAUUUGAAUGACAAUUCAUGGGUUGCUGCUCUGGCUUACUUGGCUGACAUUUUUGAACAGCUGAAUAAACUGAAUUCAUCUCUGCAAGGGAAGCACACAAACUUAAUUACCCUCAGUGAUAAAGUGUCUGCUUUUAUGAAAAAACUUGAUCUGUGGAAGACAAGAUUAUUUCAGGGUAACUUUGAAAUGUUUGAUCAAUUGCAUGAAUUCACCGAGAAACAAGAAAAUGCUGAAAUCAACAAGCCCGAGUUGGUGAAAUUGAUUUCUGAACAUAUUCAAUCAUUGCUGGAUCAAUUUAACUUCUACUUUGGUGAUUUGAACGUUGAGAGUUUUUUGUGGGUUUCCAGUCCGUUUCUUGCACACAUUGAUUCAUUAAAUUUACCAACAUCGGAAUUAAACCAAUUAAUUGAACUGACCAGUGAUACUACAUUGAAGAUGAUGCAUCCGAGAGUGAGCUUGAUGAAAUUUUGGACACAAGCUUCACAUGAGUAUCCAGAACUGUCUCAGAAAGCUUUCAAAAUAAUUUUACCCUUUGCGACAUCAUAUCUUUGUGAAUGUGGAUUUUCUGCACUGGUUACAAUUAAAACAAAAUGUCGUUCACGGCUUGAAGUCGAAGAUGAACUCCGAUUGAGUCUUUCAAGCAUUACACCUCGUUUGGAUAAGCUGUGCUCAAAUUUGCAAGCUCAAGGCUCGCACUAA
Erpetoichthys calabaricus (reedfish) is the source of this 1659-nucleotide messenger RNA. Its product is annotated as SCAN domain-containing protein 3-like. NCBI's taxonomy places the organism in Eukaryota, Metazoa, Chordata, Cladistia, Polypteriformes, Polypteridae. The transcript has a single exon. The coding region runs from base 1 to 1659 and encodes 552 amino acids. The record is from RefSeq and is a predicted model, not a curated record.